AACAUAUUGCUUAUCAAAUUCCCAAUUCCCAUCUCUCUCUCUCUCUCUCUAUCUCUCUCUCUCAUGGCAAACAAUGCAAGAAUGUUAGAGCCUCUCAUUGUUGGGAGAGUGAUUGGAGAUGUUCUUGAUUCCUUCUCUCCAACAGUAAAGAUGACUGUGACUUACAAUUCCAACAAGCAAGUCUGCAAUGGCCAUGAGUUCUACCCUUCCUCAAUAACCACUAAACCUAGGGUUGAAGUUCAUGGAGGUGAUAUGAGAUCUUUCUUUACAGUGGUUAUGACAGACCCAGAUGCUCCAGGCCCUAGUGACCCAUAUCUGAGAGAGCACCUCCACUGGAUAGUGACGGACAUCCCAGGAACAACUGAUGCUACCUUUGGAAGAGAAUUGGUGGGCUACGAGAUUCCAAAGCCUUACAUAGGAAUCCAUAGGUAUGUUUUUGUUCUCUUCAAACAGAAAGGUAGACAGACAGUCACUCCACCUUCUUCAAGGGACCAUUUCAGAACCAGAAAGUUUGCGGAGGAGAACAAUCUUGGGCUUCCUGUGGCUGCUGUUUUCUUCAAUGCCCAAAGGGAAACAGCUGCAAGAAGACGUUGAAUGAAGCAGACCAGAAAUGAAGACCUACUGCUACAAUCUAAGAUAAAAAUCAAUAGGGAGUUGCUAUAAUAAACCAGUGUGUUUGUCCGAAAAAAGCCUACCUAUGGGCUAUGGGCUAUAGCUAGAAUAAAAAUACAAGGAAAAAAAGUAUCUGUCUUAGCUAGUUUUAACCUUUUAGGGUUGUUCACUUGUUUGAAGUGUGGAUGGAAUAUAUGUAUUAUUGUUGUGUUGUUAAUGCAGCACUUUGUUCUGAGCU
This is a messenger RNA of Nelumbo nucifera (sacred lotus), 850 nucleotides long. Its product is annotated as CEN-like protein 2. The record is from RefSeq and is a predicted model, not a curated record. Lineage: Eukaryota; Viridiplantae; Streptophyta; Magnoliopsida; Proteales; Nelumbonaceae.